Musa acuminata AAA Group (dessert banana) is the source of this 1809-nucleotide messenger RNA. Its product is annotated as cytochrome P450 704B1-like. NCBI's taxonomy places the organism in Eukaryota, Viridiplantae, Streptophyta, Magnoliopsida, Zingiberales, Musaceae. The record is from RefSeq and is a predicted model, not a curated record. Gene Ontology annotation, molecular function: iron ion binding; oxidoreductase activity, acting on paired donors, with incorporation or reduction of molecular oxygen; monooxygenase activity. Bases 141 to 1748 code for a protein of 535 amino acids. The transcript has 6 exons.
CUCUUGGUUAGGCGUACAACACCCAAGGAAUGAGACCAUCUAACCCAUGAUCAUGCCAAGAUACUUGUCACCCACACCUCACCUACUGUUUCCUUUUCCUUAUAUACCCACACUCCCCAACCUCAAAAGCAUCUGCGUCCAUGGAAGAAUCCAACCUGUUGCCCUCUGCGUCUUCUUCUUCUUCUUCUUCUUCUUCUUCUUCCCUGUUUGGACUGCACACCUGCUCUCUACUCGCUCUGUUUCUGCUUUCUUGGGUCUUCAUCCACAGGUGGAAGCAGAGACACCAGAGAUGCCCCAAGACAUGGCCUGUCAUCAGAUCAACCAUCGAGCAGCUCAAGAACUACGACCGCAUGCACGACUGGCUCGCCGGCUACCUCUCGGAAUCGAAGACGGUGACCGUCUCGCUGCCGUUCAAAUCCUACACCUACAUCGCCGAUCCUGCAAGCGUCGAACAUGUCCUCAAGACCAACUUCGCCAACUACCCCAAGGGGGAAGCGUAUCGAUCCUACAUGGAUGUGCUGCUCGGAGACGGCAUCUUCAAUGCGGACGGUGAGCUGUGGCGGGCGCAGAGGAAGACGGCCAGCCUCGAGUUCGCGUCGAAGAAUCUGAGGGACUUGAGCACUCGUGUGUUCAGAGAACAUGCUUUGAAGCUCUCACGAAUACUAUGCCAAGUUCCGGUCGAUCGCGACGUCGACAUGCAGGAUCUGUUCAUGAGGAUGACGUUGGACUCCAUCGCCAAGGUUGGAUUUGGAGUCGAGAUCGGAACGCUAGCAGCUGACCUCCCCGAGAACGCAUUUGCUCAGGCUUUCGAUGAUGCUAAUAUCAUCGUCACUAACCGAUUCAUCGAUCCCUUUUGGAGGAUCAAAAGGCUUCUUCGCGUGCAAGGAGAGGCGCGCCUGCAGCGGAGCAUCAAAGUCCUCGAUGAGUUCACCUACGACAUUAUUCGUCGGAGGAAAGCAAAGAUCAAGCUUGCACGAGCCAAGAGAAAUGGAGAUGAGAUGAAGCACGAUCUGCUGUCGAGGUUCAUCGAGCUCGGCGAGGGCGACGGCAGCAUCUUCAGCGACGACAAGAGCCUCAGAGAUGUGGUCCUUAACUUUGUGAUCGCAGGAAGAGACACGACGGCGGCGACGCUGUCAUGGUUCAUCUACAUGGUGAUGACACACCCUGGUGUGGCCGAGAAGCUCCAUGACGAGCUCAGGGCAUUCGAAGAAGAGCGCGCCAAGGAAGAAGGUGUUGCGCUACUGGUCGAGGCUUUCGAUGACAGGAUGACGCAGUUUGCUGGCUUCCUCAGCUAUGAUUCCAUGGGAAGAUUGGCUUACCUCCAUGCAUGCAUCUCAGAGACUCUCAGACUGUACCCUGCAGUUCCUCAGGAUCCUAAAGGAAUUCUGAAGGAUGAUGUUCUACCAGAUGGAACAAAGGUGAAAGCAGGUGACAUGGUUACCUAUGUUCCCUAUGUCAUGGGGAGAAUGGAGUACAACUGGGGACCUGAUGCAGCACUGUACAAACCUGAGAGGUGGUUCAAGGAUGGGAUAUUGCAGACCGUCUCCCCAUUCAAGUUCACAGCAUUCCAGGCUGGACCGCGAAUAUGUCUGGGGAAAGACUCUGCUUACCUGCAAAUGAAGAUGACACUGGCUAUCCUGUGCAGGUUCUUCACAUUCACUCUGGUGCCAAAUCAUACAGUGCAGUAUAGGAUGAUGACAAUACUAUCAAUGGCUCAUGGACUAAAAGUUUAUAUUUCCCGACGAUAAUAAUGUCAUGAAAAUGUAAUAACUGCAUUGCCAUAUGAGUAAGGACUACAGUACAAGAUCA